Molecule: messenger RNA, 402 nt
Organism: Lagenorhynchus albirostris (white-beaked dolphin)
Lineage: Eukaryota; Metazoa; Chordata; Mammalia; Artiodactyla; Delphinidae
Product: SERTA domain-containing protein 4-like
Exons: 5
Coding region: 1-402 (133 amino acids)
Source: RefSeq, a predicted model, not a curated record
AUGAAGGCAAUGAAGAGAGCUCUCUCUGCAAAAAGAGAUUCUUAUCCAACAAAAGUAUUAACACAUACGUUAACAACGUCGAAAGUAGCCUACUUUAAGAGAAAAUAUGCAGAAGAAGAAGAUUUACAUCAAGAUUACCAUGGGUAUUUUCCAAAACACCUGAUACUGCCUGAGGACAGGACUUGCAUUCUCAAACUUUCUCUAGAGAAGCUCAGAUUUCUUGAAGACCCAGAAACCUACUUAAGAAGGGAGACCCUAUUCAGACCUGCUCUGCUGACUCCAUCCUGCAUGAUCUAUUAUGGGAGAUGCAAAGACUAUAUGGUCCCUGAAUACAGACAUCACAUAUUUAUCUUCCCUGAAGUGCUCAAUUUGCUUUCAUUCAACAAGUGCUGUGCUGAAUGA